Messenger RNA from Brienomyrus brachyistius, 2962 nucleotides. RefSeq names its product 4F2 cell-surface antigen heavy chain. Bases 1 to 1461 code for a protein of 486 amino acids. Gene Ontology annotation, biological process: amino acid transport. The transcript has 8 exons. Lineage: Eukaryota; Metazoa; Chordata; Actinopteri; Osteoglossiformes; Mormyridae. The record is from RefSeq and is a predicted model, not a curated record.
AUGUCACUGGGGGUAGAAGGUGACCCCAGCUCUGGCAGCAUGGCAGCCAGGAGAGUCACAGGUUCGACCCCGUGCGAUCCGGGGGGGUCUGAGACGGUCCCCCUCCUAAUAUCAGGCAUCGCAUUGAAUUCCCGGCUUCACGCGGCACCCAUGAAUAAAAAGGAGCUGCUGUUGGCGGUGGGGAGCCCUGGAUGGAGGAGGCUGCACGCCCUCGUCGGGUCGCUCUUCUGGGUCGGCUGGUUGGCCAUGGUAGGCGUGGCCAUUGUCGUCAUCGCACAGAGCCCCAACCCCGUGGUGCCACGUCUACGCUGGUGGCAGAGGACGCCCUUCUGCCGGCUACAGGUAGCCCUGUUCUUAGACUCUGGGCAUACAGGCGCGAGGGCGAUUAACGAGGUGCGUGACCGCCUGCCUUACCUGCGCAACCUGGGUGUGGGAGCCCUGAUACUCGAAGGCCUCUUUCCCAGGGGGCUCCCUGCUCCUGCCAUCAUGAAGCUCAACGCGUCCCUGGGCACACUUCCCCAGUUCCAGCAACUGCUUGCUGAGGGCCAUAAAUCAGAUAUGAGAAUCUUGUUGGACCUCUGUGAUUUGGACUUUAGAGACUCAAGCACCCUCAACUCAAGUGACCAGACAGAAGAGAGCACAAACCCAGUACUGCCUGGCCUGCGGUUUUGGUUGGAACAAGGCGUCGGAGGAUUCAGCAUCUGUGACACAGACGCAGCGUAUUCAGUGCAUACGCUGUUGGAAUGGAGAGGGCUCAUGCGGAACUUAAGUCAAGAGGAAAAUGAGAGGAUUCUUGUGGUGAGCAAGGCAGAAGAGACCAGCCCACGGCACAACGUCUCUGAUCCUGUGGGCAACCAUUCGCUGGUGGACAUGAUCACAAGAUCCUUCCUUCCCUCGUCGCCUCGGCCGCUUUCCUCGCAGGAUGUCGCGGUUGCCAUGGAGACGCUCCUGCUAAGACCCCAGCGAGAAUGGCCUAGCUGGACGGUCGGGGGGGUGCUGCCUGGAGAGCUGCAAAAUGUCCUCAUGGUGCUUCUGAUGACUCUGCCUGGGACUCCGGUGAUCAGCUAUGGGAUCGACAUCAGCCCGUCGCAGGUCCGCAGAAGACCUGCACACACAGACUCAGCACUCUUUCGCUCCCUCAGCCAAUUACGCUUCAGAGAGGAGGCUCUGCUCCUUGGGAACCUCACCUUCCUCUCCCUCAGUAACUCAUCCCAAACCGGCGCCGGCUCUGCCCCUCCCCCGUCGCCCCCCAUCCUGGCUUUCCUGAGCUCGUGGAGCUGCACGCGCAUCUUGGUGCUGCUCAACCUGAGCCCGGACAUCCAGGGCCUGGAUCCCAGCGGGGUCCACAGCCUCCCCGCCGACGGAGUUUUCCUGGUCAGCACAGGACUGGGUCGCCUGGGCUCCUGUGUCCUUGAAAGACUCCAGCUUCAACCUUGGGAGGCAGUGGUAAUUAAAUUUUAGUUUGGAUGCUUCACCUAAGCUGCAUCAUUCGUUAAAGAAGCAUACUUACCCGAGCCUUACAUUUUAAAGCUGCGUAUUUGCAUUUUUCCUGUUUUGCUGAAAGUUUGAUUCCUCAAAUGACCACAAGAGGGCAGCACUUACCCAUGACAUAUCGUUUAUUUGUGCCACUGUGCGAUGAGGGUGACAAAAGCAGAUUUGUCACAUGAUUGCAUCCAGGCAGAUAUUUAUAAGAUACGCUGACUGAUGACACAUAACUUCUAAAUGGAUAUAACAUCAUCCCAGCUAAAUGCAUUGGGGUGCUCUGUGGUUCAAAUGCUUAGGAUGCUGUUGCUGUGAUUAAGUGGUUGUUGGUUCAGAUCCCAGCAUCAGCAGACCGAUUGUUCCAUUGGGCCCUUGGGCCAAGCCUUUGGCUGACUCAUUGUUCUCAAACAUGUACUUUGGAUAUAAGUGUUCUACUAAACUAAGUAAAUGUAAAAAGCAAAUAUGUAAGACAUGGUACCUGAAGUAUUGGGGAUGGGAUCAUGCAGACCUACAGAUAAAUUACUGAAAACUCUGAUCCCUAAAACUGUGUGUUAUCAGCAGCUUAUUUGUUUGCUGUGUAAAUGGGACAUUUAUUGAUACAUAUUUAUGUCAUUUUCAGUAUUAAUUCAGUGCAUACAUAUAUUUUUACUUAGUACUGUGUCUUUGACUAACUUCAGAGAGCCAGGCAGUUUAACAUUUUAUCCAAACCUAAGCCCAUUGCUAUACUUUAAUUUUAUUUGGCAUAUAACCUUCCAAAUGAGCAUGUUCUUUUUUGAAGAAAAUCAUUUACCUAAAUGUUUAUUUAAUUGUCUGCUGGACAUGCAGCAAACAGCUUACAUUAAAUCUCUUACUCCUUACAUCACAUAAACUAGCCAUCGGCGCUGUUUCUAUGAAAUAAUAAAGCUGGUACUAACCGAAGGUUAUUUAUUCAAGAAUUGCCAUUAACUUAUUUAGAGUUUUCAUUAAUUGUCUUUAGACCCAGUGACUUGGGGCUUCUCAGCGUGUUUUGUUAAAGGAACAAAGGAAGGAUGAAGGAAAAAAAAGAGGGGAAAAUAGGAAAAAAGAGGACAAAACAGCAGUGACUCAAAGGUAUUUGAUCCACAACAAGAUGCUCAUCAGCUCUGAUAUUACGUUUGUUUAGCAGACGUCUUCAUCCAAAGCAGGGUGAGACAGUCCCUGGAGGAAUUGGGGUUAAGGGUUUUGCUUCAGGACAAUGGUGACCCAACUCUGCCUACCCUGGGAUCUGAACCAAGGACCAUCUGGCCACUGGCACUGCAUUCUUUUCUAGGGCCUUGCACAUGUCACAUCUGGCUGUGAGGCAUGUUGGCCGUCCUGCAUGUCAAUGUUCAGCUACUAUCAACUUCUAAGUCGGCUUCCGUUUUAUUUGAAUUCUUAGGGGUUGUAUGUUUGUCUGAUACGAUAGAAAAUCAAUCGAAAACAAUCAAAUCAAAGUUGUUUACUAAAUUAUAUAUUGUAUGUG